AUGGUAGUAUAUUCACUGUUUGGUUACCCAAGACCAUAUGUGGUUAUCACUGACUACGAGCUUGUCAAAGAAGCUUUUGCGAAAAAAGGUGACGAUUUCGCGGGUCGAAGUGGGAUAUUCCCUGACACCCUUCUCCAGAAUGUUGAAAAUGGUGGAGUGAUUUUUUCCCAGGGAGAAAACUGGAAAGAACAACGCCGAGCCUCUCUUCAUAUCCUCAGAGAUUUCGGAAUGGGGAAAAACUUAAUGGAAGAACAGGUGCUGCUCUCAGCACAGGAUUUCCUCAAGAAUUUGUCUUCCAUCGAGAACAAAGACGAGAUUAAUCUAAGAUGGCCUAUUCAGGGUGCGUCGAACGCUUCUUUCGUUAAAAUAUGUUGUAUUAACUUCAAAGAA
Ostertagia ostertagi is the source of this 390-nucleotide messenger RNA. NCBI's taxonomy places the organism in Eukaryota, Metazoa, Nematoda, Chromadorea, Rhabditida, Trichostrongylidae. The record is from the annotation of a GenBank genome assembly.